UUCAUAGGUUUGUGAUACUGAUGUAGUCUAGAUCUAGCCAGUCAAACACUACUAGAUCUAGACCUAGCAAAUAAUCUGGAUUCUAGACGAUUAUGAAUGGAAACCUAGAAUAGAAUGACUCUAGAUUAGAAUUAGGGUAUUAGAUCUAGACUAAAGAUAAAUGGCUUUGCCUAUUGCUUUGUUCUCGUCAUCUUCAGAACAUUAUAAGCCGCUUGAAUUUGUCAAAUCGAUAUUGAAACCUUCUGAUUUGCCAACACCAAAGGUUGUUUGUGAUGAAAUUGAAAGCUAUGAGUGGCACUUUGAAACUAAGUACUAUGACACUACCAUUCAGUUGUGUACUACAGAGAACAGAACCAUUGGAAAUGAAGACUUUGCAAGCUCUGUUGAAGCUUUUGUUCAUUAUUUUGAUCCAAACUCUAUAACUUCAUUUGAUGGUGUCAAGGCUUGGCUACCUUAUUUGAAACACAUUGAACCCGAAGUACAAAUGCUUGUAUGUACAACCAACAAAAAUACUGAUGUUGUGUGUAAAAGAGUUGUGCUAGAAUGGUGCAUACAACAUGGCUUUGAACUUGUGGAACUAGAGCCCGAAGCUGAAACAGAUGCAGAAGAGGAUGAUUUCCCAGAAACCACAGGAAUGGCCAGAAUCAUCCAAGCUCUCCAUGCUCAUACUUGGUCAAAUUUAAACAUGAAAAAUAGUCCUACUGUCUACAGCCCCUACAUGCAACAAUUGAUGAAAGACCAACAGAUACUUAAUCAUUCCACAGAUGAUCAAACCCCACCAUUAGCUCCUGUUCCAUCAGACCACCAACAGACUUGCUGUACAGACACCAGUCAAACUUGUAGUGCAGGAAACAAACCAGAUUCAGUGUUAGAGACUUGUUUAACUAAUGAAGUGCUACCUUCUGGUGUGCAAGAAGAGGCAAGUUCAGAAUUAGUAAAUGAAGGUCAUACCUUAGAAGACAUUGAUUGGAUGACUUUGUUGAAAUCAGAUGAAGAUGCCAGUGAUACUUUGAUGGGCGAUGAACUUGGAAUAGAAGAGUUUGAAAAGCUGUUUAUGAAACUUAAAGUUAUGAAAGAUAAAGCAGAAGUUUUGCCACCGGAGGAAAGAAAGAAAUAUGCAGAAAAGGUUGCCAUUUCAUUUUGGAAAGCUGUUGGGGGUGAUGAAGCUGAGAUUGAAGGUUUGGAGGAUGACUCAGAUUGAUACAAUAAAUUAUAUAGAAUAAAAUACAA
Biomphalaria glabrata is the source of this 1230-nucleotide messenger RNA. RefSeq names its product alpha- and gamma-adaptin-binding protein p34-like. NCBI's taxonomy places the organism in Eukaryota, Metazoa, Mollusca, Gastropoda, Planorbidae. The record is from RefSeq and is a predicted model, not a curated record. The transcript has 9 exons. Bases 161 to 1201 code for a protein of 346 amino acids.